Molecule: messenger RNA, 1836 nt
Organism: Spinacia oleracea (spinach)
Lineage: Eukaryota; Viridiplantae; Streptophyta; Magnoliopsida; Caryophyllales; Amaranthaceae
Exons: 4
Coding region: 1157-1702 (181 amino acids)
Source: RefSeq, a predicted model, not a curated record
CCCACCAUCCUAUUAAACAAAUAAUUUCAUAAACCCACCCCACCCUCCACCCACCAAAAUGACAUGGUCCUCACAUAUUUAAUUAUUAAAAUAUCUAUCCAACCCCACUUGAUUUAUUAUUUUAUUUCAUUCAAUUAUUCUUCUUAAUACCCGUGCCCGGCCAAGUGUAUCUCUUAAAAAAAUACGGAGGGAGUAUAUAAUACUUUAUCCGAUUCUGUAUAGUUACAACACUUUGUUUUCACGCUUGUCAAUGCAUAACUUGAAUAAUUGAUAUUUUUAAUUAACAAUAAGUAAAAUUAUAUAAAAAAAUAAUUGGUAUUUGGAAUUUGGAAAGUAUAUAUUACGGAGUAAGACGAAUCUAAUAAGAUCCUAUAUUUAUAUGUUUUUACUUAUAUAGGUUAUAAAAAAUAAACGAACUAGAGUAUGUGAAUAGUACGUGCAAAGUGUUGCAACUACUCCUCCGUCCCAAAAUUAUAGUCCUACUUUUUAAAUAGGGCGUUCCAAAAUUAUAGUCCUGUUGCUAAUUUUGGCUAUUAAAGUCAUCACUUUCUCAUGUACUAUAUUAAUUAAAAAUGCAUUGAAAACCCACACAUAUACUAUAUUCCACCUUCUUAUGUACUAUAUUCUCUUUCCCUUGUACUUUAUUCCAUUUUUCCACGCAACUCAAUCAUCAUUUGUACUUUAUUUCACUUUUUCAUGUACUAUAUUUCAUUUUUCUUAAAAUUCGUAUUUUUAGUCAAACGGAACUAUAAUUAUGGGAUGGAGGGAGUAUAAAGAAACGAAACAAAAACUACCUAUCACUUAUGGUUUCAAAUUUAAAUUUUGACUAAUUUUAGAUUUUGGGGGCUUUUGGUCCUUUGGAUACAUUUUUUUUUGGGUGAGAUUUGCUCCUUUAUUAUGGUUCCAAGUUUAAAUUUUGAUUGAUUUGGAUCAUAUUUUGGUAGUGACAUUGCUCUUUGAUUGAACUAAUUUCUACUUUAUUAAUAAUAUAUUUUUAAUAGUUCAAAUAUUAAAAAUCUUAUCCCGGACAUCAAUCUACUCAGAAGUUCAUUUUAUAGAAUAAAGAUCAUCCGCUCCUAUUUUCCACAAACAAAACCGUAAAAUUGCAAUUAGGCGCCAACCAUUAUCCGUCACAACAACGAGAGAAGAAAACCAAAUGCCAAAGCUGAAAACCCUUCGUUUUGAGGACUAUGAUUUCUUCGUCAAAAGUUCUGUAAUGUCUUCUGAAUUAAACUUCGAUAAAUGCAAUCAAAUAAUUGAGAUUCAUGGAUUCACCAAGCUACGUCGUCUAAAUCGUCGAAAGAUUUCUGCCAACAGUGAUGAUUGUCUUUCAAUGGAUGAAGUCAGUGCUGACCUUGAUGCCCUUCAAUGGCGAGAUUUCAUUGACGACGAAGAUAAUGAUAAUGGAAGCGCCAAUAUGGAGAAGGUUUAUCCCAGAAGAGGGAGAAGAGUGAAGCGAAGAAAGGUGUUUGACCCAGUUCAUUUGACGAAGCCCAGGUCUAAGAUGGCCCAGAGGAGGAGGAUUUUCAGUGGCGGAGGUGGCAGAGCACGGGGAGCUUGUAGGAGUAGUUCGAGGGUGCACAAAAGAAAUGGGAUUUGGUCUCAGGAGAUCAGAUAUGAAGAUGGGAUAUAUAUUGGGUCUUCGAGUCUCUCCAAGACACCGGCAGAUGGGAAUUGGACUGAGUCUGAUGAAAGCAAUUGAAGAAUGGCUUACAAAAAAUGGUGCAGAGUAUGUGUAUAUAGUUACCGAAGAGGACAAUGUUGCCUCUAAAAACAUGUUUACCCUCAAAUGUGAUUAUACAUUAUGGAGUUCUUUGCAUAUAUAUGUUCUUCCUA